AUGAAGCGCAGUUCGUCAAGGGAUAGUAUGCCGCGAUCGAAGAGGACGCGUAGUAGUAUAGGCCGGUAUGACGACAGUUCCGAUGAGCGCGUGACGCCGGAACGUGUUCGACGUCGCGUACGUUCUCCUAGCCCUCGCGGCCGGUAUGUGUCACCUCAUCGUGAUGACUACGUACGUUCUAGAGAAAUUCGGGAAGAAUCCUCUCGGCCUUAUUACAAAGUACUCUGCGUCAGUGCUCUCCACCCUAAAGCUUCCGACGAAAUUAUUAAAGAUACUUUGUACAGGGAAUAUAAAAAGUUUGGUGACUUUAGUAUUAAAAUUUCUCAUGAACUGGACGAGCGGGUUGCGUAUGUAUGUUUCCGUAGUGCUGAAGACGCAAGGGAUGCUAAACAUGCAAAACCGAGAAUAAUUUUAUAUGACAAAGUAGCUAUUGUAGACCCGGUUUACGAACCUGUUAGGUCAGAGUAUAGAAGCAGGCCAAGAAGCAUUACCCCACCUGAUUAUGACCGUCCAUAUUCAUAUGCUUGGUCCCCAGUGCCUGAAAGACGAAGGCCGCCACCAGAUGAUAGGGCAUAUGGAAUUCCGCCAUCUGUACCACCACACCACCGAGAUUUUCGUCCCCCUAUGCAUGAAUAUCCAAUGGCGGGACCUCACGGGCCUCCAAUGCACCACAGACCACCCAUGCAUCAUCCUCCUCACCCUCAUUACAUGCCACGGCCAUAUAUGCCUAGACCACAUCAUCCACCUUUUGAGAAAAUGGAAAAUAAAAAAGACAAGUUCCCAAACUAUUUACAUCAUGUACAGCCUGAGGAUGAUCCCUUAGCAACUAGAACUCUCUUUGCGGGUAAUUUGGAAAUUAAUAUAUCAGAUGAGGAGCUACGACGAAUCUUUGGACGAUAUGGUAUUGUAGAAGAUAUUGAUAUAAAGCGUCCUCCUCCAGGCACUGGCAAUGCAUUUGCAUUUGUUAGAUAUCAAACGCUAGACAUGGCUCACAGAGCAAAAGUAGAACUGUCUGGCCAAUAUAUUGGCAAAUUCCAAUGUAAAAUAGGAUAUGGCAAGGCAACACCAACUACUCGUGUUUGGGUUGGUGGUCUAGGGCCUUGGACUUCAGUAGCUCAGUUAGAGAGGGAAUUUGACAGGUUUGGAGCCAUAAAAAAGAUUGAAUAUGCAAAGGGAGAGGCUCAUGCAUACAUUUUGUAUGAUUCCAUUGAUGCAGCCCAAGCUGCUGUUAAAGAAAUGAGAGGAUUUCCUCUAGGAGGUCCUGAUAGACGUCUACGUAUUGACUUUGCAGACGUUGGUACUGGAGGGCCCUACAGGCCAAAACCAUAUGCACCACCAGUUGGUGAAGAUGGUAGACCUGUAGAAGGGUAUGAAGGAUAUGAAGGAACUUGGGAUGAUAGUUAUGGAUAUGGAUCGGGAUAUAGAGGGCGUGGUGGACAUCGUGGUCGUGGUAGAGGUAUGUAUAGAGGUGCAUAUCAUGGAACUGGGGACUAUAGAGAUGAAGAGUGGAGACGAGCACCAGUUGAUGGGGAAUAUGAGAGCCGUGUGCGCCGUUCUGGCUCCCGGGAACCAGGUGUUGACCGUUCCAGAUCACGUUCUCCCCGUCGGCGUUCACCAGACAGCGAUUCUGAUGGCUCACCAAGACGAAGUGGUGGCAUGUUGGCAUCUGCAAGAACCUUACCUGAAGUAGUACGAAAAGCAACCACAGUUUGGAAUGGAGCUUUAAUCCUCAAGAACUCUUUGUUCCCCACUAAAUUCCAUCUGACUGAUGGAGACUCUGAAAUAAUUGACAGUCUGAUGAAAGAUGAAGAUGGUAAAAACCAGUUAAGAAUUACUCAGAGACUGAGAUUAGAUCAACCCAAAUUGGAUGAUGUGCAAAAGCGCAUAGCUACUUCUAGUUCACAUGCCAUAUUCUUAGGAGUGGCAGGCUCGACAGCCUCAAUUACAAAUGAAGACACAAGUAUUCAGACAAGGCCAAUGAGAAAUUUGGUUUCAUAUCUUAAACAAAAAGAGGCAGCGGGUGUGAUAUCCCUCUUGAAUAAAGAAACUGAGGCUACUGGUGUUUUGUACUCCUUCCCUCCCUGUGAAUUUUCUACUGAACUUCUCAAAAGGACAUGUCACAAUCUAACAGAAGAAAGCUUGAAAGAAGACCACCUUGUAAUUGUUGUUGUCCGAGGUGGUUCUGCCUAG
This is a messenger RNA of Parnassius apollo (apollo), 2190 nucleotides long. The record is from the annotation of a GenBank genome assembly. NCBI's taxonomy places the organism in Eukaryota, Metazoa, Arthropoda, Insecta, Lepidoptera, Papilionidae.